UCUCGUACACAUCUACGUUUGGUUCUGAAGCCCCGCGCACGACCUUUACAUGUGUUCCGGACCAAAGUAGAGUUAGUAGGUGCCCUCCAAGACAUUGCCAAAAUUCAACAGACAGCGGUUGAGGAAUGCGGAAUUCUUCACCGCGAUUAUAGUCUCAACAAUGCCAUGAUCUGGGAUGAUGGCAGUGGGGGUUGGGGAACCUUGAUCGAUUGGGAAUUUGCCGUGCAUAUUCUUUCAGAGGCUGUUGGUGACCCGGCGACAUCUGUUCGCAGCUGGAAGGCGAAGCUUGCAACGCAUUCCCUUGCAAUGCCCCCCCCUCUCAUACUACACCACUACCAUGACGAUCUCGAAUCCCUUUUCUACGUCUUCAUGUGCAUCUGCAUCGAAUACAGGGGACCCCUCGGCAUUAAACGUGAUCUUUCAGCUGAUAGGCAUCAAGACUGGCUACCACAUCAAUGGGCUGUCAACACGCUCAAAGAAGCCAGCGAUGUGAAGACCUCAUUCUUUUUCCACCCAAACGUACACAAGCUUCAGCAACAAUUUCACCCCUACUUUGCCAGUCUACUCCCACUUGCAAAGCAAUGGUACGAUUUGAUCAGGAACAAAGGUCCAUCAAGUACUGGUAACUUUCCAGGAGGUCAUUAA
Messenger RNA from Suillus discolor, 645 nucleotides. RefSeq lists its product as uncharacterized. The transcript is spliced from 3 exons. The record is from RefSeq and is a predicted model, not a curated record. The annotation marks the transcript as partial. Lineage: Eukaryota; Fungi; Basidiomycota; Agaricomycetes; Boletales; Suillaceae.